Pararge aegeria (speckled wood butterfly) is the source of this 2434-nucleotide messenger RNA. RefSeq names its product midnolin homolog (gene stx). The transcript has 5 exons. NCBI's taxonomy places the organism in Eukaryota, Metazoa, Arthropoda, Insecta, Lepidoptera, Nymphalidae. The coding region runs from base 155 to 2422 and encodes 755 amino acids. The record is from RefSeq and is a predicted model, not a curated record. Gene Ontology annotation, molecular function: protein binding. Gene Ontology annotation, cellular component: nucleus.
UGGAGAUUGGCCACACCGCGGCCACAUCAAAUCUGGGGGUCUAGCGUGUGACCCUGUUAUUUCUAUCCUGCAAUAAAAUAGCUGUGUAAUCCUAUAAGUUGUGCAUUGUUGAAAUAGUUAAAAAUCAAAUUGUUGUGUAAUUUAUGUGUAAAACAUGGAACGUGCAACUGGAACAGAAGUCUACGGGUGUGGCUCGCCCCAUUCUACGGACAUAACGCUAAAUAUACAAACGACAACGGGUGGCAAUUUCUCCAUCAGUCUGAACGGUAAAAACACAGUGGAGCAUCUGAAGAAGCUCGUUUCAAAGAAACUUAAAGUGUCAAAGGAUCGAAUAUGCCUUCUACAUCGCGAAAGACAACUGAGGGACGGAACCCUGGAGGAGAACGGUCUGCUAGACGGAUCGCGUAUUAUUUUACUGCCGAGCGUCGAGACUGGCUUACUGAGUCAAAGACCAGAAAACUCGGUGAUGCAGGCAUUAGAGUCCUUGAAUGAUACACAAGUGAAUGACUUCCUCAGUGGCAAGUCACCAUUGAAUCUAACAAUGAGACUGGGUGACCAUAUGAUGCUCAUUCAGCUUCAAUUGUCAACAUUGAAUACCACAGCCUCCUCAAUAGCGCAGCACCUGAGAAACACUCAGGCUAAAAAUGCAGCGCGCACUAAGUGUGAAUCCAAAGACACACCAAGCCCACAGGUCACUCCACAGAAAUCCACACAGUCUGAGAAUUCUGUUCCACGUAGUGAAAAGAGUAAACAGGAGGCUCAAAAAAGUGUUCUACAACAGCAGGAUAUAGAUAUGUUACAAAAUGCUCUCGGCCUUUACCAGAAAAUGACAGAAGAACAGUUUCAGUCCUCAUCAAGUGAUGAUAAGGAAGAAAUGGAUACCACAAACUGUACAUUAAUAGAUUUAACAGAAACAUCUUUAGAGAAUGAACAGUCCCCUAUUAAAUCUUUAUCAAAUUUGGUGUCUAGUCCAAUCAAUGUUUCUACCUCUGAAGGCAGAGAGGCUACACUAGGAACUUCAGUAAAGAAUAGUUUAAUAGACUUGUUGUCUAGUAAUAAAUCUGCCACUCUGGCCACCGACGCAGUGCCCUCUACUAGUGCUAUGGCUGACAAAGCAUGCCCAACAACUUCACAUACACCAGAUAGUUCAAUCAGUGAUGAUAGUGACAACUUUUCUGAUCAGAGCUCCUUUUUGGCUGAGAGCACAAUUGAUGAGUACCCAAUGGAAAAUCUGUUUAACAAUGCAGUGGACAAAGGGUUGUUUGAUGAUCAGGACGAAUCCAUGAUGGACAGAGAGAUUUCAAACCUUGCCACCACAAGCCACGGAACCCAGGAGUCAUCUGCUGGCCCAUUGCCAUCUUUCCAGAGUUUAAACGAGCCUUUAAAAAGCAAACGCUUCCAAUACAUGUUACAUAAAACAUCAAAAUUCAAACAUCCUAUUGGCCUUAAUAAACAAAAAACCUUUAUUCAAUCUGUUGUAAAUAAACAGAAGAAGAAAACAUCUAAUCAAACUGAAACAAGUCCCCAGCCCUCUACAUCUCGAACUGAACCAUAUGUGACAAGUGCUAAGAAACCUGUUCAAGUAAUUGAUGCCAGUGCAGACAAUUCAACACCUUCAACGUCCAAGCAGGUUACCUUCAAGGCUCCAGAUGCUCCAAAAAAACCACAGAGGGUAUCACAAACCCCACCAGUAGACACUAAGGCUCUAAUUGAAGCUUCAAAGAACUUGACGCAGAAGUUAAAGAAACUAUCUAAGGAGGUUCUCACAAACAAGAUUGAUCUCAGAACACCUGAAGAGACUGAUCGUGCUAAACUUGGCCCGGGAGCUGUUAUCGAGACCAUGAAGCAUCAUGGCAAGGGCAUUUAUUCUGGUACCUUCUCUGGCACUCUAAAUCCAGCUCUCCAAGACAGAUUCGGACGACCAAAGAGGGAUAUAUCUACAAUAAUCCACAUAUUGAACGACCUGCUGUGUGCCGCGCCGCCCAUUGCCAUAUCAACGAAGGAGCCAAAUUUCUGUACAGCCAAUGGCAUCGAGGAUCAUUCAAAAUGCCUCGGCUGCAAUGUGCUCCCGUGUCCAGACGGGCACUGCCAAGGACACCUACAAUCCGUACCGGACAAGUGCACUUGCACCCGCAAAAACUGCCAUUGCAUUCGACUCAACCCGAACAUCUGCAUCUUCUGCGACAGGAGACCCGACCUCUUAGCCGGCAGGAUAUGCAAGAGCUGCGACUCAGCCAAAUCCCUAGAGCUCGAGAACACCAAGACGAAGUGCAAACUCGAGCAGCUGAGACUGGUGAUGCAACAGAAAAAGCAAAGGAGGGAGGCCCGCAAGCUCAAAACCCUCCCGUACACCACACCGCAAAGUAUUUCGCCCCCGAAGAAGGCAAGUGUGGUCAACGAGGAGAUAGACACAGUUGGCUAACACGAUUGUUUU